GCCUAACAAAAAGGCUAAAAACCUAUCCCCUCCAUCCCCCUCACCCCCCACCCUCCCAUCCAGCAGCAGCACUGCCACCAUCAACUGUUCAUCCACCUCCACCAGAGCUUCAUGCUGACUCCCAAGGAUGACUUGACCACCUGAGCUGCUGCGCGUCAGAGCAUAGCAUUUCUUGGUAUCGGCGGAUGGGUGGAUCACUCACCAGGAGGUGGAUCAGAAGAGAGUACCAGCUAAUCACUGCCAAGAUCCCAACACGCGCAUGCAUCUGUAAGCAGCUUCCACGCUGCAGAGAAUACUAGAUCGGGCGCUGCACAUUCCGAUCAGAAGCUCGGUCGCAUCAGAGCAAGAAAAGUUAUGCUUCUUUGUUGUGUUGCAUCUGCCGAUGACAGCCGCGCGGGAGGGAUAUGGAUCACCACCACCACCACCACCACCAUCACCACCAUCACAUGAUACCGGGCCAAGAACCGUCCGCGGCUGACGGCGGCGCAGCCCCGGACAGCUUCUUCCUCGGCCCCGCCGCGGCCGUCCUCUUCUCCGGAGGCGCCGGGGCGUCAGGUGCCGGCUCGUCGUCAUCCGGCGCUGCGGCCCUCGGAUCCUCGGCGGGGGGAGGCGGCCCGUCGCCGUCCAGCUCGUCGCCGUCGCUGAGCCGGUACGAGUCCCAGAAGCGCCGGGACUGGAACACGUUCGGGCAGUACCUGCGCAACCACCGGCCGCCGCUGUCGCUGUCGCGGUGCAGCGGCGCGCACAUGCUCGAGUUCCUCAAGUACAUGGACCAGUUCGGCAAGACCAAGGUGCACACGCCGGUGUGCCCUUUCUACGGGCACCCCAACCCGCCGGCGCCGUGCCCAUGCCCGCUGCGCCAGGCGUGGGGCUCGCUCGACGCGCUCAUCGGACGCCUCCGCGCCGCCUACGAGGAGAACGGCGGCACGCCAGAGAUGAACCCCUUCGGCGCGCGCGCCGUGAGGCUCUACCUGCGCGAGGUGCGCGAGACACAGGCGCGGGCCAGGGGGAUCAGUUACGAGAAGAAGAAGCGCAAGAAGCCAUCGUCGGCGUCGGCCGCGGCGGCGGGGCCGUCCUCCGAGGGGAGUCCGCCGCCGGGGCCGUCCGGCGGCGGAGGGCCCGACACGUCGGCAUCACCGCAGUUCAUCAUGCCGUGAGUUUUUUCUCUAGCUAGCUGUACUAUAGGUGGUGUCCAUCGCCAUCUACAUCCAUUGAUCCAUCUGAUGAGGAGCUAGCCAGCAGCGGGACUUGGAGUUCUUGGAAUGCCCUUUUUGCUGGUAGAACAACAAGGCUUAGCCAUUGUUCUCUGCAUCUUCUUCUUCAGUGGCUAUAGCAUUUUGCAUUUUGCAAAAGAUUUCUCCCCCCUUUUAUUUCCCCCCAUUUCAUCAGUUGAUGAAUCACUACUGCGUGAGUCGUACUGGUUUGAUCGCCGUUAUUUUAUUCAGCUUUCAAUCGAUUGGUAGCUUUUUAUCCUUUCUUUGGUCUAUUUAAUUUGCUCCUCCGGAGGGAUGCAAACUUGCAAGAACAGUUUGAGAUUCCCAGCAUAUAGCUAUAUAGCUGUUGUGCCGCAUGCAUGGCAUAUGGUGUGGUAGAAGUUUAAUUAGUUUGCAGCAACAAUUUUUUUUUGAUGAAAAGUUUGCAUCAACAAUUGUAAGGCUACUUGCAAGUAAGUAGUUUGGUUCUGACGAUUGCAUUGCUGAGUGCUAUUCA
This is a messenger RNA of Panicum virgatum (switchgrass), 1710 nucleotides long. Its product is annotated as protein G1-like6. The record is from RefSeq and is a predicted model, not a curated record. Gene Ontology annotation, cellular component: nucleus. NCBI's taxonomy places the organism in Eukaryota, Viridiplantae, Streptophyta, Magnoliopsida, Poales, Poaceae. The coding region runs from base 405 to 1157 and encodes 250 amino acids. Gene Ontology annotation, biological process: response to light stimulus; mRNA transcription. The transcript is spliced from 2 exons.